Gadus morhua (Atlantic cod) is the source of this 4887-nucleotide messenger RNA. RefSeq names its product rho GTPase-activating protein 12. Gene Ontology annotation, biological process: signal transduction; regulation of GTPase activity. Gene Ontology annotation, cellular component: cytoplasm. The transcript is spliced from 19 exons. The record is from RefSeq and is a predicted model, not a curated record. Gene Ontology annotation, molecular function: protein binding. Bases 315 to 2924 code for a protein of 869 amino acids. NCBI's taxonomy places the organism in Eukaryota, Metazoa, Chordata, Actinopteri, Gadiformes, Gadidae.
AGGCGUGAAUAAUAAGCGGGAGCGAGCGCUGCUCUGGGAACGCCAGAGUGAGACAGAUAGGAGCGCUGCGUUCACAUACCUUAGGAAAAUAAGUAACUAGUGCACACGGGAACGGGUGGUGGACACUUACUAGAAUUAGGAAGUAACUCAACUUGAAUAUAUACAGGUUCUGUUCAUAUAACUGAGGCGAUCUCCGGUUUCUACUCGGAACGAGUCUCGUCAAAGGAAAAGCCUUGCCCCGGACUAGCAUGUUGUUGUGGAUCUCGUCUUCCCUGCUGCGGUGAGGUGCCAGGGAGGCUCCAACGAGAGGCGCCAUGGCGGACCUGCCCAUCGCCCCGGGCCAGGUGUACAUCGAGGUGGAGUACGACUACGAGUACAAGUCCAAGGAGCGGCUGGUCAACAUCCAGCAGGGCGACUGCUUCCUGCUGGUGAAGAAGACCAACGAGGACUGGUGGCAGGUGAAGCGGGAGGAGGGCUCCAAGGCCUUCUAUGUGCCCGCCCAGUACGUGCGGGAGGUGCGCAAGGCCCUCAUGCCCCCGCCCAAACCCAUCCACCUGGGGGGGCCCACCGGCCACGCCCGCUCCAAGCCCAGCACCCUGGAGCUGGAGCCCCCCGCGGAGCCGGGCGUGAGCCGGCGCGCGUCGGGCUACCGGCGCUCGCCCUCCUCCCCCACGUCGCCCGGUCACGUGACCCCCCCCGCCCCCCGGAGAGACUCCUCCAGCCACCAGCCCCCCCACUGCCCCUCGGACCCCCACCGGGGCCUGGCGGACGGAGCCGGAGGCCCCCCCCCCUCCCAGCACGGCAACAAGGGGGGAGGAAGUGACACGCUUCCGCGCUCCCGCGCCCGCUCGCCGGACGCCGGCCGGCAGCCGCUGGACGUGGACUCGGCCGGGGAGAGCCUGGAGCGACGCACCAACGACUCGGAGUCCGGAGACGAGCUGAGCGGCAGCUCCACCGAGCACCUGCAGACGAGCUCCUCCCACCAGGCCCGGCCGGACUCCCCCGUCUACUCUAACCUCCGGGACCUGAAGAUCACCCAGGGCCAGCUGCCCGAGCUGCCCUCCGGCUUCCCGCUGCACACGCUGGGCGACUGGGACACCUACCGCGACCACAGCGGGCGCCACUUCUACUACAACCGCUCCACCCAGGAGAGGACCUGGAAACCCCCCCGGGCCCGCGACGCCCCCGAGAGCACCGGGGCCGACGGCCAGGGCACGGGCGACGGCCACACCGAGCCCACGCCCCUCUCUCUCUCGCCGUCCUUCCUGCCCAUGCUCUGUCUCUCCAUCGGCCGUCUGCCGCCGCCGUCCUCCGAGGACGCCAGCCUCAGCGCCUACUCUAGCCAAUCAGACAGCCUGUACGGCUCGCCGGCCUGUGGUUGGUCAGAGGAGAUGGACGCGCAGGGCCAGACGCUGUAUGUCAGCGACUAUAACAACGAGAAGUGGAUAAAGCAUGUUGAUGAGCAAGGCAGGCCCUACUACUACAGCGCCGACGGAUCCAGGUCGCAGUGGGAGCUCCCUAAGCUGGCGGGGGACUCGCUGAAGAGCCGCAGCCUGGACAGGAAGCACGCGGACCCCAUCGUGUUGACCAAGUGGAGACACAGCACCACCUUCCUGGAGCCCAGUGACAAGCGCAUCAUCAAAAAGAGAAACCUCCGCGGUGGAUCUGCCCGCCCCCACCCAUACAAACACCAAGACGCGCCUCCGGGCCUCAAGCCGCCCUCGCCCGACUCCGACUCCGACCCCUCGUCACCCAAGGCCCCCGCCUCCCCCUCUGAGAAGUGUGGAUUGCUGACCGUGACCAAGAUCACAGAGCAUGGCAAGAAAGUCAGGAAGAACUGGACCUCUUCCUGGACCGUUCUCCGGGGAUCCAUGCUGCUAUUCGCCAAGGGCCAAGGGGGCGGGACCAGCUGGUUUGGAUCGGGCCAGUCCAAGCCAGAGUUCACGGUGGACCUCCGGGGAGGCGCGGUGGACUGGGCCUCCAAGGACAAGUCCAGCAAGAAGAACGUCCUGGAGUUGAAGACCCGUCAGGCCACAGAGCUGCUGAUCCAGUCGGAUAACGAGACGGUCAUCAACGACUGGUUACAGACCCUGCAGGAAACCAUCUGCACCCAUGCCUGGGAGUCUGACGAGGCCAUCGAGGAGGACAUGCCGGAGUCUCCCGGGACGGAGAAACAGGACAAGGAGAAGGAGCACCGGGACUCAAAGAAGGGGGUCAAGUACUCGGCCAGCGUGGAAGACCGGGACAACAAGAAGACCCGGCACAAGCUCAAGAAGUUCCUGACGCGUCGGCCCACGCUACAGUCCGUCCGGGAUAAGGGCUACAUCAAAGACCAGGUGUUUGGCUGCAGCCUGGCCGAGCUUUGCCAGAGGGAGAGUACCUCGGUGCCCAGCUUUGUGAGGACGUGCAUCGACCACGUGGAGCAGAACGGGCUGCACGUGGACGGGCUGUACAGAGUCAGCGGGAACCUGGCCAUCAUACAGAAACUACGCUACUCCGUUAACCACGAUGAGAAGGUGAGCCUGUCUGAGGGGAAGUGGGAGGACGUCCACGUGACGGCGGGCGCUCUGAAGAUGUACUUCAGGGAGCUUCCCGAGCCGCUCUUCACCUUCUCCUCCUUCCACGACUUUGUCGGCGCCAUCAAGAAUUCAGAGUACAAGCACCGGGUGCAUUCCAUUAAAGAGCUGGUGAAGCAGCUGCCGCGGCCGAACCACGACACCAUGCAGCUGCUGUUCAAGCACCUCCGCAAGGUGAUCGACCACGGGGAGGAGAACCGGAUGACCACCCAGAGCGUGGCCAUCGUCUUCGGGCCCACGCUGCUGCGGCCGGAGACGGAGACCCUGAACAUGGCCGUCCACAUGGUGUACCAGAACCAGAUCGUGGAGCUCAUCCUGCUGGAGUACGAGGCCAUCUUCGGCAAGUAGGACCCCCCGGCGGAGGGCAGGAAGGGGGGGGGGGUUCUGGAGCUUAAGAACGGAGCCCUGGCCGGAAUCAGCCAGACACAACCCGGGACGGUCUUCGUCUGGUGUGGCCUGGCUCGAAACUCUUCACCUCCAGCUUGUCCCCCAGGUCUGUGUGCAAACCCCUUUCGGACCGUGGACCCCACGGAGCUCGUGUGGAGCUGAUGUUUUUGGGGGGGGGGGGGGGGGAUCCCAGCGACAACCCCGAGGAAUAGAGGCUCUUUCGUUUUCUUUUUUUUUUGUUUUGCACUCGAUAGUGCUUGCAUUUCGUGCCACAUUGAUGCCACUCCGUUUCCUGCUACACUGGAUUCCUUGGACUUCAACGGACAAAAAAAAUAACAAUUUCUCUCUCUCGCUACUGGAUGAGGCCGAGAGCUGCUGGGGAGAUGUGUAUGUCAGUGGGGGGGGGGGGGGGGGGUACGUUGACCGAUCUUGCGUGUUGAGGUAUCUCAACCAGGAGGUCAUUUAGGCGGACCUGAUGCCGCGUUGCGUGCGUUUGUGUCGCACUUGUUCACCUAACUUGUAAAGUCAGUGUUUCGUCCAUUGCCUCUACUGCUGCUUCCUCACCUGCGGUCCAACACGCCUCCACCUUUAUCUCCGGGGACCCCCCCCCCCCCCCCCCCCCCUCGCUCUCUCUCUCCAUGGGUCAUCUUUCCACAGGUGGGGUCUUAACAGAACUGGCCGCUGCCCUUUCCGGUACUAUUGGUCAUCGGUUGCAACAUGAGCAAGAGAGUGAACUCUGGAUACUGGGUGUUGCUUUGUAUGAGUCCCCAUGAGGAGAACUUGCUGAGCUCAGUUCCGUGGCUCGGAGCAACAAAACCUUUAUGCUAACGCAUGCUAGUCUUUAUUCAAUUCUUUCUUCUUCUUCUUCUUCUUCUUCUUCUUCUGCUUCUGCUUCUUCUUCUAAUUCUGCUUCUAAUUCUGCUUCUGCAUCUUGUCUCCCUCUCUUUGUCUUCUAUCUCUACUGCUGAUCUUUAUGUUGUUUCUCUCUCUCACGGUCUCUCCCUCUUCGCUGGUCGAUGACCUACCUUACUCUGUAGAAACGUCCCUUUUUAUUCAGCUUUAAGAACAAAAUCAGUCUUGAGUCGCAUACUAAAAAAAGUGCCCGAAUGGAGAAAAAAAACAACGGUACAUCUCGUCGUGUUAUUUCCUUUGUUAAUGGGUAGAACAUAUUAAGGUGAAGAGCCUUUGAAACUCUGUUGUAUUGAGACGUGUGCAGAGCGUUAGCGUGCGUGUGGGCCGAGGGACAGAUGAGAUAAUUGAAUGAUGAAUCGGUGAUGAAUGGACCAAGUGACAAUAAAUUGUACAAAUGGUAAAUAUGAGGAUGUAUGCCGUGAGAAUAUGAAAUAUGGGGGGAAAUCCAUAAUGUAUGAUGAUUCUUGAACUGAUGGAUUGAGGAAUAAAGGUCUGAACUUUAGUGAUUUUGAGGUGUGUGUGGAACGUUGUAACCCUAUAUAAAGAGAUGCAAAACAAAAUGACUUUGGGACACCUCUAACAUCAAAGUAUUUGAUUUAGCAGAGCAUGAACAUGGGAAGAUACAGGCAGCCAUUGACCAAGCAUCUUCCAUGAAAAAAAAAAAAGGGUGUACAUGAUCCUUCGUGGGCAAUAACAGCAAAGUGAGGGGGCGUGGCCAUCGUGGAGAGCUAAGGAUUGUCCGGAGAGGCCAAGCUAAUUCGCAAUGGAAGGGUCGUGGACAGGAUGGAAGCCCGCAAGAGGAAUCUGCACACGAAAGGAGCCGGGAGAUCGGCAUGCCCCCAGAAUCAGAGUUGGUGGCUACAGUGUUGGUGCAAAUGAGAAAUCUCAGGUGCAAGGAGAGGGAAUACAAAUGUAUUUUAAAACAAGGUUCAUAUAAUUGUACAGGGUUAUAAAGAAAUAAAGUGGCAUUAUGCAAUAAAUGUCCUUUUUAAAAUAAAAACGUAUUCAAUCA